GGCGCGAACCCUGAUCAGUCGAGUUGCGGCGGCCGUACCUGUCGCAACACAAUAAUGCAUCGUACCAUAACAAACUGAAACCGGUUGUCCUUUUUCGCAUCUUUCGCUGCUUCGCGUUCUCAUUUACCUUAACCUUGUUCCGUGCUUGCAUCGUGUGGCUUACAUAUUUUUUUUUCUUUUUGACACACCACUUUCAGGUGAAUUCUUCAUCUUUCUUUGUCUCUUUCCCCAUCUCAUUCUUCGGUGUGUACAGAAGUGACCCGCCAGGAUGUCGCACGAUAAUUUGGGAUUUACCUCGAGUACGGAUACUUUGGAUACCAAAAGGUGGUCGUCUUCUAGGAGCAAUCAAAAUGGUUACGAUCCAACCCACAACAAGUCCAAUAUCUACGUGUUGGAACUGGAGGAGAAAAAAAAGAGCGUGCAAGAAGAGUACGAGGAGGAUUACAAUCCUUAUGAGCACAGGAUGGUCGCCCAUCCAACCACGAGCUUCGAGACGUUGCUGCACCUGCUGAAAGGCAGCUUAGGAACCGGGAUACUCGCGAUGCCAAGGGCCUUCUACCACGCUGGCUACGGUAUUGGCACUGUCGCGACCAUAAUCAUAGGUUUGUUCUGUACUUAUUGCAUGCGGAUACUCGUCAGCUCCGAAUACGAGCUUUGCAAGAGGAAGAGGGUGGCUUCGUUGUCUUAUCCGGCUACGGCAGAGGCUGCGCUGGCUGUGGGUCCGAUGCCGUUCAGGCGAUUCUCAAGGGCGUCCGUUCACACGAUAAACCUAUUCCUUAUGGUAUAUCAAUUGGGAACUUGCUGCGUCUAUACCGUGUUCAUCGCAACGAAUUUGAAAAUGGCAUUGAAAACGUAUGUUUCAGAUAUCGAUCUCAGGCUGUACAUGCUAGCGAUCCUGCUGCCCCUGAUCUUGGUCAAUUGGAUCAGAAAUCUAAAGUUCUUGGCGCCGUGCUCCACGGUAGCUAAUUUCAUUACGUUCAUCGGUUUUGGCAUAAUAUUGUACUACAUAUUUAGGGAACCUUUAUCGUUUGAAAAUCGCGAUGUGAUCGGGAACGUCGAAAACUUUCCCCUUUACUUUGGCACCGUGCUCUUCGCUCUCGAGGCUAUUGGCGUGAUCAUGCCACUGGAGAACGAAAUGAAGAAGCCAAAGGUGUUCAUGAAGACUUUUGGCGUGUUGAACAUAGGGAUGGGCGUGAUAGUCGCCCUUUACACGGGGAUGGGUUUCUUCGGCUACAUUCGUUACGGCGGCGCCAUCGAGGGUAGCAUCACCUUCAGCCUGGGGGAACCUCUUGCUCUGGCCAACGCUGUUCAAAUAUUGCUGGCCAUAGCCAUCUUCUUCACCCAUCCUAUCCAGUGCUACGUCGCGAUCGACAUCAUUUGGAACGAGUACAUCGCCCCGAAUCUCGAGAAGAAUUCGCACAAAUUGUUGUGGGAAUACGUCGUGAGGACCAGCCUCGUCCUUCUCACGUUCUUGUUGGCCGUGGCGAUCCCCCAAUUGGACCUGUUCAUAUCUCUGUUCGGCGCCCUGUGCCUCUCCGGCCUGGGACUGGCGUUCCCCGCGAUCAUCCAGAUCUGCACGUUUUGGACGGUGUGCGACAGAACUGAGAGGUCGAUAAUGGUCGCGAAGAACAUGUCUUUGGUGCUUUUCGGGAUUCUCGGCCUGAUAGUUGGUACCUACACCAGCCUUCGUGACAUCAUCAAGACCUUCUCAUGAACCUCGGUGCACCUUUGGAGAUGGUGUACUGAAAGGGUCGAUGAGGGGAGAGCGAUGCGACGAUUAGGAGGGCAAAUGGAGUAAGGGAGGAAGGAGAGGAGAAAGGGAGAGAAAGAAAGAGGAGAGAAGGAAAUGGAGGAGUCGUUCGCGAGACGAGGAAACGAAGACGAGGAAAUGUGAUACAGUUUAGCCGUUUAAUCGAACUAGCGAUCUAUCUAAUUCCUAGUAUUUGGACUGAGUCUGGACCAGCCACGUUUCGAAUUAUCUUAUUUUAUUUUCGUCGAUGGAGAACACGUUCAAACACGUUUUGUUUUCCUCUUGUUCCGUAUUUAAAAGAAAAAGAAGAAGAAAAAAAAUAAAGAAGAAAUAAUGAUAUAUAUAUAUAUACACAUAUGCGUUGAUCGCGUGAUUAUGAAAAUAGUCGGAAGAUAAUAGUUCGUAAGUGGAAAAAGAUAGAAAAAGGGCGACGCCUGGUGUGUCUUAUUCGACGAUACAUUGUGUUCGAGAUACGACUUAUUGUAAAAUAUAAAUAUAUCGAGUAGUGGUAUAUAUCGCUUGACUAAAACCGUGCUUUUUUUUUUUUUUUUUUUUUUUUUUUUUUUUUUUUUUUUUUUUUUUUUUUUUUCUUCCAAAUCGUUUUCGCUUAUCACUAACCGUGCCUUCGACCACUGAUCAUGAGAAUUUCUUACUUCGAAGACGAUAUUUCGAUACGAUCGGUCGGUUAUAGAGAUUAUAUAUAUAGAUCGCGGGUAAAAUUCGUUGUAUUUAUGAUACAAGGAGGGAGGCAGACUCGACGAGAAGUGCAGCUCGACCUUUUUUUUUUUUUUUUUUAACCCCUUAACGUAUACGUAUGUAUUAAUUAUGAUCGACGGUCGGUAAUUUGGCAAAGAUUGAUCAAUUUUUGGCACAUUACGAUUUCUGGAUAAUAAAUGCAUCGCGUUGUAACACAGUUACAUGUCUUGUUUUUUAAACAAAUCUUGAAAUCUAUCGUUCGAGCGAUAGAUUAUCAAAAAAAAAAAGAAAAAUCUAUUGUAUAUUGUGGCAUAACACAAUGUGUUAGUUAUUGCUUUCGAAUAACUAAAUUUGAUACAAUAUACAUUGAUUAUUAUUUUUUAAAAAUCAUCUGUCAUCUCUCUCGUGAUACACGAUAUGCAUUGAUCGAUUGAUUAUUAUUUAUUUAUUUAUUUUUUUCUUUUAAAAAAGAAGCUAAAAUUUCUCAUACACCUAUUAUACGUUGGUAUAUAUAUAUAUCAGUAGUAUUGAUAAACGCAAUCAUAUGGUAAAAAAUGGAUUAGAUUCACGAACGAAACAAAAUCAAUAGAUUCUUGUACGUUAAGUGGUUAUUAAACGAUUAUUUAAAACGAUUAACGCGAGUUGAUGUGUUCUGACCGUAAUAAUUCUCAUCUCUAAACGAUAAGGAUCUUUAGAUGACUGAAAAAUGAAAUGUGUUCUUGUUCUUGACAUUUUGAGAGAAUCUCGGCAAUGCAACAUCAUUUCAUUUUUUAUUCGCUAACACUAUCAUUUUCUUCAAAGCGACAUUGUAAAUUUGUAAUAAUAAUAAUAACAACAACAACAGCAAUAAUAAUUAAUAAUAAUAAUAAUAUCAGAAAUAUCAUUCUUUGUUGCGAUGGCAAAGGAUGCAUGCCUGAAAUCGUUUCUGAAAUAUAAUUCGUCAAUUCGAUUCAAUUCGGCUAGGAAACGAGGAAUGAUAUUUCGAUGGAUUAUUUUUUCUUUUUUUUUAUAUAGACGAUACAUAUGUAUAUAACUGAACAUAGAGAAUAUAAUUAUUGAAUUAGGAUCACGAAAUUUGAUACGGACAUUUGAUGUACAAAAAAAAAAAAAAAAAAGAAAGAAAAAGGAAAAAAAAAGAAAAAGAGAAAGUUGUA
Molecule: messenger RNA, 3600 nt
Organism: Apis mellifera (honey bee)
Lineage: Eukaryota; Metazoa; Arthropoda; Insecta; Hymenoptera; Apidae
Product: proton-coupled amino acid transporter-like protein CG1139
Exons: 8
Coding region: 269-1714 (481 amino acids)
Biological process (GO): amino acid transmembrane transport
Cellular component (GO): vacuolar membrane
Molecular function (GO): amino acid transmembrane transporter activity
Source: RefSeq, a predicted model, not a curated record